AUUUCUGCAGCUUACGUGCAAUUGUCCAGGCUACAAGUACAGCAACAGUUUUGAAGACAAAUCUAGCGUUUUAAUACUAAAACCAGGACAAUAAGACGGCGCAAAUUGUAUAAUAUUAAGUUAAGUAGUAAUUUUCGUUUCUCUCUUCUGGCCUCAAUGAGUGAUGCAGUCUGGGUUCACCUUCCUGCUACAGAUAGUGCUGUUGUACUUGCAGAUGGAUGCUGUAGCCCCAUUGAUCUAAUCCACCCAGCUGUAGGAAUGGAGACCGGCGUCUGCCUGCGGGAGGAAAAGAGGGGAAAGGACCGCGGCGGUGGGACGGAGGUACCCGCAGGGAAGGAGCAGAAGAAAGGAGGAGAAAGAGAGAGCGAGAUAGCGAGGGUGUGAAAUCCGGGGACGGCAGAAGAAAAAAAAAGUGAUAAAAAUCCUGGAGCGUGUAGGAAGCUUCUGUGCGGAGGGCCGGAGGUGAUGCUGUCGCUGCGAUUACCACUCUGGGAAAAAAUCCCUGCCGAUACUGUUGAGAGAAGCUAACAUCACUCAUUAAAUCUGGAGUAAAACGUGCGCAGGAUAUUCUUUCACAAUACAUGCAUUCCUUCCCGAAGAUCCUCGGGUGCCCGUUACCUUGCUCUGCCUCUUCUCUCACGCAGGCAUCCUGUUCAUUCAUCCAUUAAUUUUGUUAAUUAUUUUUGGAAUUCAACAAAGGGGGCAGGAAAAGAGUGAUUGCUGGCAUUCGGCGGCCUGCUUCAGCUGUCCAUACGAUACUCUUUUUCAUCAUGGUGGGAGGUUUGCACCCUGCUAGGUGGAUCGGACCCUUGGCUUGCUAUUACUUUUCACUUUUUUGUUUCCUGGCCAUCGCUUCAUUGCCAGGGACCCGUGCAUCUUAUCCCCAGGGCAGCGACUGCCAGUCUGGUAAAGGGAAAGGUGCCGACUGCACAGAUCUGUCGGAGAAAAAGAGUGACCUUCGUGUAUGUGACGACUCAACGUGUCGAUAUGGGGGCACAUGCAGGGAUGAUGGGGCUGAUCUGAAGUGUGUGUGCCAGUUUCAGUGCCACAAAAACUACAUCCCUGUGUGUGGAUCAAAUGGAGACACCUACCAAAAUGAGUGCUAUUUAAGACAAGCAGCCUGCAAACACCAAAAGCACAUAACAGUGGUGUCAGAAGGCCCAUGUUACCCUGAUAAUGGAUCUGGUUCAGGAGAAGGAGAGUAUGAAGGCUCAGGCUCAGACAUGGGGAGGAAGUUCACAAAGUGUGGUACUUGCAAAUAUGGAGCGGAGUGUGAUGAAGACUCAGAAGAUGUGUGGUGCAUCUGCAACAUUGACUGCAGUGGGCACAACGAAAACCCUGUUUGUGCAACUGAUGGGAACUCCUACAACAACCCUUGCCUGGUUAGAGAGGCAUCUUGUAUGAAACAAGAGCAAAUAGAUGUCAAACAUCUAGGGAAAUGUCUAGACAAAGACAAUAAAGUCCUGCUGGGGAAAAAAGAAGAGGGUGGAUCAUUUAAGCCUGAUAUUUUAGAGACUGGUGACCAAGGAGUGUAUACAGGAGUGUCUGUUCCCUGUUCUGAGAACUACGCAGGUUUCUGCAUCCAUGGGAAGUGUGAAAUUAAAUAUAACAUGGCCUCUUGUCGGUGCGAGUCUGGAUACAAAGGCCCACAGUGUGAUGAAACCCAGGACUUCAACAUCCUAUAUGUGGUCCCCAGUGGACAGAAGCUUCACUACGUUCUGAUUGCGGCCAUCAUUGGAGCUGUGCAGAUAGCUAUCAUAGUUGCUGUAGUGAUGUGCAUCACAAGGAAAUGCCCCAAAAACAAUCGGGGACGCAGGCAAAAGCAAAAUCUGGGACAUUUUACGUCAGACACAUCUUCUAGAAUGGUGUAGUUUGCUGUUUUUGAUACCUUUUCUUACCAUGUGGAAGACUUUCUUCAGUUAUGGUUUGUUGUUUUCCUUUUUUAGUUUUGCUUUUUUUGAGGCAAAAAAGAAGAAUGAAGAUAUUUAUUUCAGGGGCCUUAUUUUUUUUUUCGUUUCUUGAACAUUUGAAACUUCUGCCGUUGGCAGCAAGUAACAUUUUUAACAGCUACAGACUGAAAGAAACCGUCCAAAAAAGUAUUCUGUUCUUUUCUUCUAUGUUACUUUUUCUUCUUUUUUUUUCUCGUUGCGUUUUGAAGGUGGUAGCUUAGGCCUACCUAACUUGAAUCCCAUGGUAAUGUAAUAGACUUCUGCUUCACUCAUGGAAUGUGCUAUUUAUUGGGAACACUCAACAACUUCACCAGAUUUUAUUUGCAAAAGACGUGCAGCUGAACACCAAAAUGCAGUUUUAAUGAACAAGGCAUGAGCCAGCAAGGUGAAGAUGUUUACAGUUUGUCUUUAUUAUGAAAUACAAUAAAUAGAACACACUGUGUUUGACUAGUUAAUAAUUUAAAUGUUUUUUGGAAAUACGUAGCUUUUUAUGUUUUUAUGUUAUAAUUAUGAUUUCUUUAAUUCUAGACACUGCAUAUCGCAUGACUUGUGAAACUGUGUUCUGUGGAGUAGUUUUAACCUAAUGAAAUGCUGUAUGUUUCAGGCAUUUUUGUCACUUACAUCUGAGCACUACCAUUUUGAAAUUCCAGCACUGUAUCGAUAUUCGAAUAGGCCUUAGUGUACAACUAGCAACCCUUGAAAUGUGACUGGUAGUGCUUGUUGAUGUGAGGAAUAUGAAAGCAAGGGGUGUGUCUUUAGAAAACAUUACAAUACUCAUCAAAUCAAAAAAGAAUCCCCUGCUUUUACGAACAAGGUCUUAAGUGAUGGAGUUUUGGAGUUUGUUUCAGAACUCUCAGAGUAAGAUGUUAAUGUGUGGCAAAGAAGGUGUUAAUCCAUGUUUUGUAUUAUUGAUGCAAGGCAGGGGAAAAAGAGUGGAAGUGAUGACUUUAUAAUGCUUACUUCAAGAAGUAACUGUCAGAAAGAAGCCAAGUGGAAGUUUCCAGUUUCUGACACUGCAUAGGAGCGUUUGAGGGGAAAAGAUUACCCUGCCGUAGAACUGUCACAGCCACCUGGCUGAGCAGACAGAAAGGGGUAAUACCUGACAUAUAAUGAACACUGUUUGAUCCAGAAUUAAAGGGUCUUUGUCUGAUUUCAUCUGAUGUAGUUCUUUGAAAGUAGUCUUCUACUUGUUAUUAACCAUCCAGAGGUGACUUAAAAAUGUGAGUAGAAUGUGUUUGUUUGACAUGUCAUUAAGAAUUCUGCAUGUAGGACUUUAUAGUCAGCUUUUUUGUCCAAAAUAAUAAAAAAUAAAAAAGAAAGAUGCUUUUUUAAUGUA
Lepisosteus oculatus (spotted gar) is the source of this 3285-nucleotide messenger RNA. It is a transcript of the gene tmeff1a, whose product is annotated as transmembrane protein with EGF-like and two follistatin-like domains 1a. Gene Ontology annotation, molecular function: protein binding. The record is from RefSeq and is a predicted model, not a curated record. Lineage: Eukaryota; Metazoa; Chordata; Actinopteri; Semionotiformes; Lepisosteidae. Gene Ontology annotation, cellular component: plasma membrane.